This is a messenger RNA of Equus caballus (horse), 3345 nucleotides long. RefSeq names its product OTU deubiquitinase 6B (gene OTUD6B). Gene Ontology annotation, biological process: protein deubiquitination. The record is from RefSeq and is a predicted model, not a curated record. NCBI's taxonomy places the organism in Eukaryota, Metazoa, Chordata, Mammalia, Perissodactyla, Equidae. Gene Ontology annotation, molecular function: cysteine-type deubiquitinase activity.
AGCGCAUGCGCAGAGUCCACUCUCCGUUCUCGCUCCAACGACCCGGCUUAGAUCCGGUACUGCCUUGAAGGCGGGGCCGGGUCUCAGCCGCGGCCAAUGGCGCCCCGGGUGAGGGUUGAGGGUUGGAAGGUUUCUGCUAGCCGGUUCAGGUUUCCUCUAGCGCGUGGCUUGGGAAGCUACCUGGUCGUCAUGGAGGCAGUUUUGGUGGAGGAGCUUGAUGAGGAGCAGCAGCUGGUGAGAAGGCAUCGCAAGGAGAAGAAGGAGUUGCAAGCCAAAAUUCAGGGUAUGAAGAAUGCUGUUCCCAAAAAUGACAAAAAGAGGAGGAAGCAACUCACUGAAGAUAUUUCGAAGUUGGAAGCAGAAAUGGAACAAAAACAUAGAGAGGAACUGGAGCAAUUGAAGCUGACUUCUAAAGAGAGUAAAAUAGAUUCUGUUGCUGAUAACAUUUCAAACUUGGUUCUUGAGAAUCAGCCACCUCGGAUAUCAAAAGCACGAAAGAGAAGGGACAAAAAAGCUGCAUUGGAGAAGGAACGGGAAGAAAGGAUAGCUGAAGCUGAAAUUGAAAACUUAACUGGAGCUCGACAUGUAGAGAGUGAAAAACUUGCUCAAAUAUUGGCAGCCAGACAGUUGGAGAUUAAACAGAUUCCAUCUGAUGGUCACUGUAUGUAUAGAGCCAUUGAAGAUCAGCUGAAAGGACAGGAAUGCCCUCUAACUGUGGCUGCCUUACGAAGUCAGACUGCUGGAUAUAUGCAAAGCCAUGUGGAAGACUUCCUGCCAUUUUUAACAAACCCUAAUACAGGAGAUAUGUAUACUCCAGAAGAGUUUGGAAAGUACUGUGAUGAUAUUGUAAACACAACUGCAUGGGGAGGUCAACUUGAGCUGAGAGCGCUGUCUCACAUUUUGCAAACACCAAUAGAGAUAAUUCAGGCAGAUUCACCUCCUAUUGUAGUUGGCGAAGAAUAUCCAAAAAACCCAUUAAUACUUGUAUAUAUGAGACAUGCAUAUGGCUUAGGAGAACACUACAAUUCUGUUACACAGUUGGUGAACACAACUACUGAAAAUUGCAGCUAGUUUACAAAAUGUUGCACAAUUAUGUUUUAGUACAGUGUGCUGAUCUGAGUAUUUAUACCAAGUGCUGAAUUGUUUUAAAAAUUACUGAAAAACACAACUACCUUAAAUUAGUGUUAUGGCAAAGCUACUUACAGGUUUUUGAAAAAUGUGUCAGAGAGAAACUUUAACCAGCGUCCCCUUAGUAGUAGUUUAAAAACUCGUAAGCCCAUUGUGGAGAACAACAUCGUUUAUAGAACAAGAUGGUACCCUGUUUGCUGAUAUUCUUAUUAGUAUAGGAUCCUGUACAUUCUGUUUUCCGUUGAAGUAAAUUUUAAAUGGUUUUUUCCUCCCAUUACUAAAAGCUUUCAAACCAUUUCAGUGUACUUUUUCUUGAAGAAAUGAAAUGACUCAGUCUCUUUGUCAUUACAGUAAUGUGGUGAUGGUGAUAGCAGAUUUAGUUAAUGCUUAUAAAUGAACUUGAUUACAGUAACCUUGGUAUUGAUGGGAUUAAUCCCAUGAAGCUUAUUAUAUAACCCUAUCAAAGUACAGCUGAGAAGCUUGCUUUAAUAAUUAAGAAUUUUUAAAUACUUAUUCAGAUGGGAAUCUGUUGCUAAGUUUUAAGAAAUGAGACAAAUUCAAAGGUAAAUUGGUGUUCCCUGUCAGAUUUAAACCUCGAAAGAAUUAAAGAUUAACCUUUUAGUUGUGUAUAACUUAAAAAGACCCAACAUUACUGUCUUUCUAAUUCAUUUGUUAUUUCUUGCUGUUUCUUAAAAUUCGCAGUGGAAUUAAGACCAUCAUUUCUGGGUUAUCUUCAUAACUACAAGUUUUUCUGUUCUUUGUUGUGUUUUCUCUAUCACCCCUCAGCUGCUUUGCUUUCCUUGCAGCCUUUUCCACUAAGAAACAGUUUGUGGCGUCUCUUAUUCUUUAACUUGUACAAAUUGAAGGCGUAGUGAUGUAAAAGGGCCCAAGGCCAAAUUUACUUCCAUUUCUUCCUCUUUUCCAAUUUGUCUUACAAGAUCUUUCUUUUUGCUUCAUUCUCUAGGGUUAGGAGAAAGCCUUUGUUACUUGUUAUUUUCUCAGCCUUAUUAAUGUCACGUUUCCUUUAACUCAGAUAUUUGGGAAUUUUUAUGUUGCAUGUAUUGAUAAAGUUGAAAACCACUGUUUGGGAGCCAAGACUGUAUAGUAAAAUCAGUACAGAAUACUUUUGGUGUGAAUGAUUUAUCUAGCUCAAAUUUUAGGUUACUCCUAACAAUAUUCUAGGAAUGACAAUUAGGAGUAACAGUAUUCUAAGAAGAUAGUAUCCAUGUAUACAAAUGUGUCUGAUAAUUUGUUCUGUAAGGAAGUAUUAUGAAAAUGAGACCUUUUUGGUUUGAUCUGUUCCCAAAUUAGAAAUAACUAGUAAGAUUUAGCAUCAAAUUUAUAAUAUUUUAGUUUUUGCUCCAUGAAUGCAGCUAAAUUUUGUAAGUAAAUGUUGGGUUUAUAAUAUUAAAAAUGGAGUGUCAGUUUUACAUGCCCAGCAAGUGACAAUGUGGGAAAGUGGUAGGGACUGUAGUCAACUAGAGCAAGUAAGUACUGCAUGAAGGUAUUCCAGUUCAAAAGAUUGAAAACCAUUCUGCCUGCCAAACAAAAUAUAUUCUGAAGGUUCCCUGUUUUGUAAUCCUUGAUCUGAAUUUUUUCAGGGUCUGAAAUUUAUAAAAGAAUGAAGUUAUAAAAUACUAAACAGCUUGGCUUUAUUUUGAAGUAAUAUUACUUUAAAAUUAAAGGAUAAGCAUUUAGAAGUAAUAAAACAGUAUCAUGAAAACUAGUUAUUAUAAAUUCAAUCCAUAUUUAAAAUAUUCUAAAAUAACUUAUUGGUAUUUUUUCUACCAGACGAGUGGAAUUUUCUUGAUUAUAGUUUUAUUUUUUAUUUUUAAAUGGCCAAUAUGGUUAUGAGUAAAAUUUGUAUGGUCAAUUUCUGUUCUUUCAUAAAACUUGAGAUUAAAAUAAUUUUAACUGUAACCUAAUAUUGAAGUCUUUAAAAAAAGGCAGAUGUUAAUUUAAAAUCAGCACAUGCUAAUUUAGUUUGCUGUAUGAUGAUAGUCUAAUGGAAGUUUCAAAAGCUUUCUUUUGUCCUAACUCAGAAAAGAAUAUGCCAGAGUUCUGGAAUAUGUCUUUAGCCAAGAAUUUUAUCCACUUAAGUAUGUUUACAAUUUGUGUAAAGUGAAAAAACAGUGUGUAAUUAUAGUGAGCAAUGUAAUUUUGCUCCUAUUAUCUGAUAUUUUCCAAAAUGAAUAAAAGACGAAUGAAUUAAAUCAA